AGAUAGUGAUAUAAAAGACAAACAAAUCCCCUCCACUUCAUUUGAACAACAGACUGAAUACCAAGCUUUGUCACAGGAUUGCUACAGAUCUUCUUCAAGCACAACCAUCGCAAUGGCUUCUCAAAUAACAGUCACUCCCAUCCCUGCACCCGCCGAGUCAAGCAUUGACUUUGGUGCCAUCGUCUCAAACGUUGACGUUGAAAACAUCAGUGAUGCCGACUUUGACGUAAUCCGUGAAGCACUCUUCACCCAUCAAGUUCUCGUCUUCAAGAACCAGGACCAUCUCUCUCCCAAGGCUCAAUAUGAGAUUACCCAGCGUUUCGAUCCUGAAGCUGCGGGCUCUUAUGGCCAUGGAAAGACCAUUGACGCAAAGCGCUCAAUCCUCCAUCCUGAUCUCAAGACCAUCCCUCAUCAACCUCAAGUCCAGGUCAUCGGCAAUGGGUUCGUUGAGGAGUAUGAAGGACUGAAGAACAUCCAGCUUCGACAUCCUCACCAUCGCACAUUCCACGCCACCACUAUCCCUGAUGAGAAAGAUCUAGACUUCACUAGGUUCUACAGAUGGCACAUCGACGCCGCUCUGUACGGCCUCGCUCCUCCAGUGGUGACAUCACUACUCGCCGUUCGUGUUCCGGGAGGUCGUAAACAGACUCUCGUCUAUGAUGACGGAUCCAAUGAGGAGUUGACCGUCCCGCUUGGUACAACAGCCUUUGUGUCAGGCUACGCCAUGUACGACCGGCUUUCGCCUGAGGAUAAGGAGUUUGUGCGUACCACAAAGGUUGAGUACGCCCCGCAUCCAUAUGUUUGGAUGAGUGGCGCAAAGUCCCGCUCCGACGGUCUGGGCUUGGUCUCUGAGGGAAAAGAAAUUCCUACUGAGAACCUCCCGCAAGUUGAGGAGGAUAAGAUCCAGAUCCUUCCCAUGUGUUGGCGCAACCCUGUUACCGGCCGUUUAGCUCUUCAGGUUCAUCCCUCUGCUGUUCGAAAGCUACACCUCGCGGAUGGCACUGUGAUCGAUGAUCUUACUGCGGUUCGUGAGCGGGUCCACGAACUUCAGCGUCCUGGUAUUGCUCCUGAACGAGUGUAUCCUCAUGAUUGGGAGCAAGGAGAUUUUGUUCUCUUUCAUAACCGGGGGUUGAUCCAUUCAGUGGUUGGUGCUUUUACGGAAGAUGAGGUUAGAUUGUUCCGACAGUGUAAUAUUGCUGGUAGUAAGUUGCCUGAAGGGCCAGUGCCUGUUGCAGCCGGUGCUUAGAUGAUGCAUGGUAGCUUGAUGAGAGACGAAAGUAAAGGGUUGAUAGAUGUACGUGGUGAUUUUAAUAAUAUUCCAUUUGCUCUCCUGCCAACCUUUCCUGAAUCCAAGUAUAUAAUAUUAAUAUCAGCAUAUUCAUUUGUUGGAUACAGGUGAGUGUUUAUACUGCCUGAAAGUGUAUUCAAUAUAAGAUUUUGGUUUUAAUAAGUUGCCUUGAUUUAUCUUGCUGAGAUAUUGAUAAGUUUACACAACUUCUAAGUUCUGCGUGGCGAUUAUAAGCUCUUUGCUACAGGUCUCGACUACAAAUAACACAUCUAGCUCAGAAUUUAGAUACUAUACCACAAUGCCUCAACAGUUGCUACAGCAAUAAUACUUAAAAUAAACCUGGAUUAUGGCUCUUUUGCCC
Messenger RNA from Fusarium redolens, 1649 nucleotides. RefSeq lists its product as uncharacterized. Bases 113 to 1246 code for a protein of 377 amino acids. Gene Ontology annotation, molecular function: oxidoreductase activity. The record is from RefSeq and is a predicted model, not a curated record. Lineage: Eukaryota; Fungi; Ascomycota; Sordariomycetes; Hypocreales; Nectriaceae. The transcript has 2 exons.